UUCACAGCGACGCAAAGGCUGACGAUUUGAGAACUGCCGCCUUUUUGAUCGAUUUCUGUGGUCUUCCGUAUGUCACUUUAAACUCUCGGAUUAUCCUAUUCGUGUUCUUCGAGAUGUUCAUAACUUUCGAGCGAGAUAAGAUAUGAGUAGCUCCGUAGAAGAUUGGCUUCGAUCGCUCGGUUUUAUUCACUACACACAAGCCUUUCUGGAUAAUGGCUAUGAUGAACUCGAAAUUUGUAAAGAGAUUGGGAAGGAGGAUUUGGAUGCAAUUGGUGUUAGGAACUUCAAGGACAGGACAGACAUUCUUAAUGCUGUUGAACGCCUAAAACAGAGUGGCACCGCUGUGUACUUUGUCCUUGAAGGAGGUGACAUCGAACCCUUACAAGCGCAGCCCGAGCGUGAUACAUACCCCCCAGUUUCAUUGAAGAUGAUGUUGCACGAUAAACUUGAAGAAGACAAAAUCGAUUUAACCACACAUCCGUACUCUAAACCGGAUGGCUCUGAGGGAUGUCUAGACACACUCGUAACCAUCUAUGCAGAUAAGUUUUACACAUAUGAGGAACAUGUGCUGAGAGCUUUAAGAAUUUUACGUCAAAACAAAGUGGAAAAAGAAGGAGCAUAUAAUGAUUCCUCUUCACAGGUUUCGGGUCCUCCUCAUUCUCGUGACAGACAUAGUUCAACAAGGCAUUCUUCAAAAUCAAGGCAUUCGGGUGAUCACAAUGAAGAAGCUGCCUCAGAAGAUGACAUUCAUCAUAGAUCUGUUUCUUCAGAAGACCCAGCUAGUCCAGCUGGGAGAGGUUUAAUGCUACCUGACUACUUGGAUGUUGACAGCCCAGCCCAGCGCGGAAAGAAGGAAAAGAAACGGAGGAAAGUGGAAAGAAAUACUAAGCUUUCAAGGAGUUUGGACUCCUUGAAAGAGUUACACGUCAACGUGGAGCCAAAGCCCAGGGAUAGAGAAGCUUCCUCUUUAAAAUCCAAACCAUUCAAAUUCAAGCUGUUUCAUGGCAGCAAGAAAAAGAACCAUGGAAAUGAGAUAAAGAAGCAGCCUUUGGAAAAAAAGCUGUCAAAUCAGAGGAAGGAGGAUUAUGAUGUGCUGGCAUCAGCCAUUAAAAUGGGAGAGGAAGAUCGCAUGGCACUCAUGAUCAUGGUCAAACAAGGGGACCUCACUGUAGAAGAAGCUGUAGAACAGUUGAAGAGGUAUGAAGAGGACUGCAAAAAAGAGGAUUAUUUAAAACCCAAGAGCGACUUUUCCAGUGAAGAUGAAAAGAUGGGUAAUAAACCCAAAUUAAAGCGUGGUAUUUUUGGAAAAAGCACUAAGAGAAAAUCAAACAGCAGACCUUCAUCUGAGUUUAUUGCAUGUGAAAUGACAACCAUGAGUGAGGAAGAUAGGAUUAACUUAAUGAGGAGCGUGAAAAAUGGAGAGAUGAGUGUUGAACAGGCACUCAAACGAUUUGUCAGUUAUGAAGAGAAACAUAAGAGAUCUGACUCGGAUGAUGCUUCGUCUUCAAGGCCUGCUAAAGAAUCACCCAGGUUACUUAAAGGUUCUGGAUUUUCACGUAUCAGUAUCAAGAGAGUGUCUGGUGUCCUGCAGUCUUCACUCAAACUGCCUGGUAAUCCUGCUCAAGAACCAAAUGCUGUAUUUUACACUGGAGAGGAGGGAAUAAAUGCAGAUGGUGGCAGUGUGGACAGCAGUGUAAGCUCAGGAGAUGAGGUCCCGGUAGCUCACGACUCCUCCCCAGCCCCAUCUCCCAAAAGGUUUCUGGAGAACGUUCAGGGCGUAACUAAGUCACAGCACAGCUCAUCCAGCAGUGUAGAUAGCAUGGGGAGGGCGGACGACAAACCGGUCACUAGUGCCCCUUUACACAGGCAACCCAACUUCUUGUCUGAGAUGAAAGUGGUCUUGGGAAAGCAAGCUCAGUCUGUUGACAAUAUUGCUACAGAGAGCGGAGAUGGUAAAUUACAGCAAGAUCAGAAGCCUCGACCACCCCUCCCUGGUAGACAAGCGUCGCCUCCUGUGAUGGAGACCCAAAGGAAUAUUCCUUCAUCUAAUUCCGCAGGUUCCCCGAAAAGGGUCCCUGAUGUGCCAUCUAGACCAGGGUCCACAGUGUCGGUACCUCACAGGGCACCUCCUCCAAUACCUACACGACCAAAUUCCAAGAAUGCAGAGGAACGUAGGAAGUCCGAUGAUGUACAAGCAGUUGAAACGUCCCUAUCAAAGGAUUUGGCAAACGAGGUUAUAUCGAAUGACCCCAUACUCGAAACAAAAACUCUUGAAUCUGCAAAGCUUAACAAUGAUCAAAGUCAGAAACCGAAAAUAGGAAAAGCGACAGGAGGCGAGCUACUGGAGGGUCAGGUUCACCUUAAACCUGCCCCAGUAAAACAACAAGGCGACGAAAUUACCGGCGAAGGCGUAAAAAAGCCCAGACACAGACCACCGCCCUUGCCACCUCGACCCAAGAAUUCAACAAAUGCUCAGGAAGACACGGAUGCUCGUAGUGUGGAGACUCAAACAAGUCCUCCGCAUGCUAAACAAGGAAAGUUCGGCAAGGACUCAAAAUUAGCGGCUUCAACCGAAGAGAUUUAUAAAGUGCCUUCAGUUCACAACGUUAGCGAGAAACCACAGCUUAAACCGAAACCCAAACCGAAGCCAAGACCGCGCGCAAAACAGGCUGAAGACACAGAAAAUGAGCUGUAUACAGCGGUGCCUCCACCACGCCCUGUCGAGGGGGCAACAUCGGGAGUUACGCGUACCCAUGGGGAAUCUAGCAGCGGCGGUAUGGGAACAAACAUGGUUAGAGUAGAAAGUAAGCCGUCAAUUUCGAAAAGAACUGAGUUAGAAGUUUCGAAAAACGAAGCGGAGGACCACUCUUCGCCGCCAGUUCCGGUGCCACGAGUUAAACGAGCUUCGCACUCAUUAGGGGAGAUGGUGGAAAGAAAACUGCAUAUAGAGCACAUCGAUCUAACUCAGGAACCCUACACAGAUGCGAAUGGUUGCUGGGGUGUCCCAGUGAAUCUUGUGGACCGAUACGCUGAAGAACUCCGCCGAUCACACGAAGAACUCGCUAAUAUUUUGGAGAGAUUAAGAGUCGGGAAGCUAAAGCAAGCUGGUAGAACAGCUGUUCCCUGUAACGUAUCGGAAUUAAAAUUUGCAAGAGAUCCUCUCGGAAGCUUGGGAAGUAUGGAAGAGUGGCUGAUUUCAUUAGGUCUACCCAUGUAUAUCACCAGUCUUGCUGAAGUAGAAUAUGACGACAUGGCAGCCAUGCCUGGUAUGGAGGAAAGACAUUUCCAAUUUGCGGGUAUAUCAGAUCCUAGGCAUAUGAGCCGGCUAUUGGCUUCAGUAGAGGAGAUGAGUAGGUGACACGAAAUAAGGGACCCUAAAAUGAGCUCCACUAUAGUGUUUCCUGAAGGACCUGUGAUAUUUGGCGCCUUUCUAAACCAAGGAUGUCAAAGAAAUCAUUGUUGACAAAGAAGCUACUUGUCACUUAAAGACGUUAUUCGUUUUGGUGAAAAUAUUGACAAAAUUGUUGUGAAGAGUGCAUUUCAAGAACAUUGCAAUCAAGAAAUAUGAAUAUGAAACAUUAAGAUAUUAACGAAUAACCAGAAAUUCAAAUAAAUUCAUACAUAGAUGAAUUGAAAAUUACAUUGCAGGAAGGAUUUGCUUGUAGAGUUAACAAAAUGAGCGAAGCCGGCUAUAUCAAGAGUCGAGCGAGCAAAACGUUUUAUUAAUUAUCCGUCGUAAUAUGGUAAACAGGCUGCGCUGCACGUACGGUGCUCCUGUUAGUUGUUUGAAAUAAAUCAACGUGAAAGAA
Molecule: messenger RNA, 3809 nt
Organism: Pocillopora damicornis (cauliflower coral)
Lineage: Eukaryota; Metazoa; Cnidaria; Anthozoa; Scleractinia; Pocilloporidae
Molecular function (GO): protein binding
Source: RefSeq, a predicted model, not a curated record